Messenger RNA from Lepisosteus oculatus (spotted gar), 2636 nucleotides. It is a transcript of the gene etv7, whose product is annotated as ETS variant transcription factor 7. The record is from RefSeq and is a predicted model, not a curated record. NCBI's taxonomy places the organism in Eukaryota, Metazoa, Chordata, Actinopteri, Semionotiformes, Lepisosteidae. Gene Ontology annotation, molecular function: sequence-specific DNA binding; DNA-binding transcription factor activity, RNA polymerase II-specific. Gene Ontology annotation, biological process: regulation of transcription by RNA polymerase II; cell differentiation. Gene Ontology annotation, cellular component: nucleus.
UUUUCGUUUCCCGGAAGAGUACUUCAAAAAAGAUAACAUGCUAUCUAAAAGUUAAUAACAUGGACGUUUUCUUUUCGUCUUACAUAUAGUUAUUUUAGUCAGUGUUUACACAAGAAGCUUUCCACGCAGUCUGGACAGAGUUUAAUUUCCUUUCCAAGAUUUUGGAAAACUUGUUUUGAUUUUCUCCCAGUCUCUUCCAGGUACAAAACAUGUGUGACGGCUGCUCACCACCACCUUUGAAGGAAUGUUGUGUAAGUGGCAGCCCUCCAGCUUGUCCUCCGGCGCUAGUGGUCCCCCAUAGUCCCCUCACCCCAGUAUACCCAGGGGCCCAAGACGAGCUCUGCAAGCUGCCAGGGAGACUCAGGAUUAACCCUUCUUUAUGGGGAAAGGAUGAUGUGAGUCACUGGUUGCGCUGGGCUCAGAAGGAAUACUCUCUACGCAGGACAGAUCAGUCUAAGUUUGAGAUGAACGGCAAGGCACUCUGCCUCCUCACCAAGGAGGACUUCCGUCUGCGAUGUCCAAGCUCAGGAGAUGUGUUAUACGAGCUUCUCCAGCAUGUAAAACAGCAGAGGCGAGCCAUGGUUUGUAACUCCCUCCCCAAACCUCUAGGAGGCCAGACUGCCCACACACCUCAACACAGAGAGCUCACAGUCAGGGGGGUUCCCUGUAGCCCCUCAUACAGGACUGUACCCAUGUGCCCAACCAACUCUCUUCCAAACAACUCCCCAGUGACGAUGGUUCGUGUGUCCACCAGCAGUGCUGACCAGUACCAGGACAGAGAUCACCCCUUGCCUGUCUUCACCUUCCCUGGACAGCACAUCCACCCAGCCCCUCCAACAGUGUUGCGCUGCAAAGAGGAACCUCUCAACCUCUCCAAUAGAGUGGAAAACCCCUGCUCAUACUCCUCUUCUCCACUCACUGAAGCCAAUGGCAAGAUUGCAGACUGUCGUCUCUUGUGGGACUACGUGUACCAGUUGCUCUCAGACAGCCGCUAUGAACCCUACAUCCGCUGGGAGGACCGGGAGACCAUGGUGUUCCGCGUUGUAGAUCCGAAUGGCCUGGCUCGUCUCUGGGGUAAUCACAAGAACAGAGCUAACAUGACAUAUGAAAAAAUGUCCCGGGCACUUCGGCAUUACUACAAACUCAACAUUAUCAAGAAAGAGCCAGGACAGAAACUGCUUUUUCGGUUUCUCAAGACGCCAGAGGAGAUAAUGCAGAAUAGAGCUGAUCGUCUGGAGCAGCCUGAUUCCCCAGAGCAAAACUCCCCUGAUUACAGAGAAGAGGGCCUGGAGGUCUCCCCGGACCCUCUGAUCUCCCCAACUUCCCCUGUGACCCCCUCUCAUCACUGACCCAACUCAAAACUGUUCUUGCUCAACAGCUCCAAAGCACAGACAUAGUAAUAUAAUAAAUAUAACUGUUCCUCAGAAGAAAAGUUGCAAAAACAGAUUAACUGCAAAGGAAUUGACAGUGAUUCCUGUUAUCCAGAAGAAUCUCUACAUUUCCAAAAAAAUGUUUAAAGGUAAAACUCUAACAAGACAUAGCUAUAAAGCGCAUAUUUAUGUCCGCAUUUUCAUUUCAGUUAACAAAUUACCUGAAAAGAAAAAUGCAAACGUAACUAAAUAGAUGGAAAAAAAUCUAUUUCGUUUGUAAAAUUAGCUGGACUUUUGUUUGCAAUCAGAAAAUAAAAAUGAUGACAGUAUCAAUGUGGAACAGAAAGCUUUGAAGGUACCGAUAUUGAUAUACGUGGCUCAAUGGUUUAUUGUGUCAAAUAAAUGAUGCAGAUCAGCAUGUGAAAAACAAAAAAAAACACUAAAAGGUUUUAAAUAAAUAAUUAAAUGUCAAUUAAUGGUUUCCUAUUUAAAAAAAAACAAUAAUGGCAUCUUAUGCUGUAAGAUUACAUCAACCAGUUAAAUACUCUUGUUAUCUCAACAACAUAGCUUAAAGGGACUCUGUACAUAAAAAGGGAGAAUUCUUAAGUCUGUUUUUUUAAGAUUGUGCUACUUACGUCUUAUGCUCAGGUAUUUGUAACAUAACUUUUCAUUCCAUUAGUGGUUAAGCAGUCAGUUUUUGGUUUGACUGCCAUUUUAAACCUUUAAACUUUUGCACUGGUCACAUUUUCUUUUUUUAAAGAAGAUUCUGCUAUUGAGAUUAUUUUGAGAGAGUUAAAUAUUUUUAAUUAAAACUGUCAACUCUUAUGGUCCAAUUUUGACUUUUCAAAGUCAUUUUUAUUCAAAUAUCAAAUAUGGCAAACGCAUAUUAACACGUAUUAAGCACGUUGAUUUCAGCUGAGUGUGUGUUGAAUUUGUAGUUUUUGACUUACAGAGAAAGUAGAAUUAUUAUUAAAAUAAUUAUUUGAUAGAAAAUGGUGUAAAGCAUUGAAGUUAGCCCCAUUAAAGACUGAUAGGUGUUAAAAAAUAACAGCAUUUUUUGCUACUCCUUAACAAAUACUAUUUACAGUUUGGACGCAUACUGUACAUAAGAAACUAAAACUUAAUUAAUGUUUAAGAAUCAAUAAAAAAUGCACUGUCCCAUUUUCUAUGUGAAUGUAAUGAUGUUUCUUUUGUCAGAGUGUAAAUAUUUUACAUUAUUUCUAAACUGAGCCUUCGUCUUGUCACAUUCUGAAUAAACAUUUUGUA